This is a messenger RNA of Seminavis robusta, 2924 nucleotides long. The record is from the annotation of a GenBank genome assembly. Lineage: Eukaryota; Bacillariophyta; Bacillariophyceae; Naviculales; Naviculaceae.
CAAAACUAUUUGAUUGACGGUUGCAUCAUUGGCCAUCAGUCUUGUCCACUACCACUUCCCCGAUCUUGUGCGUUGCCGAUCCACGGGCCUUUGGUUGCUGUUGCGAAGCAUCCGGCGUCCAUCCAAUGGCAAAUAUCACUUGCACCGAUGCUUCCACCUCUUUAUUACCGAGAUCUGGAUCGCCAUCUUGUGGUUGCAUUGCAUAGAGCUCAUCAUAAAUGCAUGCCGUGGCUAGAAAGGUGUCUUGUGCUGUUCGCUCCCUCUUUUUGAUACUGGCGUUGUUUUCGCCCAUUCUUUGGAGAUGUUCCAUGAGAACAAAGGCAUCUGGAUAGGAUACAUGUACCGUGUCAAUAUCAAUGGUUGGGAGGGCAAAUUUCGCACGUUGCAUUAGAGACCCAAUGUCGGAGAGUUCCACAAAAGGUCCGACGUGAGGGCUGACUCCACCCUCUCGUUCCAAUUCUGCCAUGACCAUUGCCACUCGAAGUUCGGGCAACGUCUCUCCACCCACCAUGGCAAACAUGAAACAUCCAUCUGGUUUCAAGACUCGCUGAUUGUAUGUUUGUGUGAUGUGUGAUAAAUCAAGGUUCAACAAUCCAAUGAGGCACUUGAAAAGGGGAACAACGACAGCACAUCCAGCAAGUAACUUACAUGUGCCUCCUUGAACAAGCCUGGUAGAUUAUUGACCCAAUGCAAAGCGCACGAACUAAUGACAAGAUCAAAGGUUCCAUCUGGAAACGGUAGCUUCCCUUCCUCCUCGGCAUGCAUUCGGUAGGUGCCGCAUCGGUCCAUGCCUUCAAACUCUUCCUCCGCGUCGCGGUGAAGCAUUUCCUGGCUAGAAUCCAACUGGACCAGUUUUCGAACACCACCAAUUCCUCCCUCUCCUUCCAGGGCAUCGUCCGCACAGAUGGCUCGAUAAAUGUAUCCCGGACCCGAUCCGACAUCCAGCGUCAAUGGGAAUCCUUCUUCUCUCCGAAUAUCAUCCAAUCGAUCGACCAACCGACGGGCUAUUUCCUCCCGAAAAUAGUCGUAUGAUACUCGAUCAGUAUCAUUGAUAUCAUCAUCUGCUUGUUUCCACAGUUGCUGUGCUCGGGCUGCAUUGUCGCGUUGACGUUGCUUGAUGGUGCGAUCAAAGGCUACCGACGUGCUGCUGCCGUCGCUACUGGAAGAAAGCGAACGGGACAAGCAACAUGGCGGUCGCAGUACUUGUCGUGACGACCUCACUCUACUUCUGGUCGACGACGAUAGCCCCUCCUGUAUUGGAGCUACUAAACGCUUCCUCGUCGUUGAAAGCAGGAGCCUUGGGUAGUUCAUCAUGGUCUCGAAGUGUGAACUGUGGUUUGUGGUCUGUGUCAGUUUUGUUGUGGUUGGAGGUUGGAGGUUGGUGGCGUUUGUGGGUUGGAUCGGUUGUUAAAUCUUUCUGUUGGAUCUUUGGAAAAGGAUUUAAGCGAUAGAAAGAUCCAAUCUCGGCCAGAAUUAUUCAUCGCCCCACACCCAACCUCAAACCUCCUCAUGGCAACUAAUAAGUUCAAUUGAGAGCAUCGGUCCAAAGUCCCGGUUUCAGACCAUAGCUAGCUAGUAGACACCUUGAAAAUGCUACAACGCCUGAUCAUGGCCAUGGUUGUAGCAAUGCAAACGUCGAGAGUCCGAAGCUAUGUGUUUUCCAAUCUACCGUAUUCCUGUCAUUUCAGUUUUUGUCCCAAUCAGCUGCAUAGGUCAACGUACCAGAAAACACUGACAAGGACAAGAAUAACCUACAAACGACUACAAAGUCCUCCAACACGGCUGUUUGGUACCAAAGAAUCCUCUUUGCUCAGUGACACAGAUUCAUCGCUGGAAAAAUCAGUGCCGGUAGCACCAGAAUUAUUGUCACCCAGUCAAAUCCGGUACACUGGAACGGUCACAGUAUUGGAUCAAGGACAGCAUCACCUGGUGGUUGCCAAACCGCCGUCAGUGCUCUGUCACCACAGCGGAUGGGCAGGAUCCAGAAAAAAGAAAAAAGACCAGGAACCAGAGAUACCCAUGCUUCAACGCGUCCGACAAGCACUCCAGGGGAGAAGAGUCAAUGUCAUUCAUCGUCUGGACCGGGGAUGUAGUGGAUGUCUCUUAUUUGCCUAUGCAGAAGAUGACAAUAAUAGCAACGACACUGAAAAUGAGAAGGAGAAAGAAGAUAUCAAGUUGAUUUGCAAAAACAAUACAGCCAUUCUCAGCGAUGCAUUGGGAAUGAAAUCCACCACCAAAACGUAUGUGGCACUGGUCCGUGGUGAAGGGAUCCUUCACGGACGGGAUUUUAAACAGGAAGGAUGGUUUGAAGUAUCACGUCCUAUCAAGAACGAACGAGGUAACCUUCAAAAUGCAACAACCUUCUUUCGCUUUGUGGCUGGGCAAGCCAGCAUCGGGACAGAGCUCGAACAACCACGAGCUAGCCUGGUGCUAGCACGGCCCUUGACUGGGAAAUGGCAUCAGAUACGACGGCAUCUCAAUGGAUUGAGUCAUCCGAUUCUAGGAGACUCGUCUCAUGGGAUUUCCAAGGUUAACCGAGAAUGGAAAGAAAGAGGGAUGCCCGCAGAACGCACCUGCCUCCACCUCGCACGGUUGCAAAUGGAACCAACGACUGCGUGCCCGGAUGGUAUUGAUGCCUCUUGUCCUUUGCCCGAUGACAUGAUGGACAUGUUGAAGAAUCAUCUGCCGAACGUCUUGAAGGAUGCAGCACCGAUUCUGGAGGAAGAAGGCAUUGUGCUCAACCCAAACAACGACAACUCGAAGGCACUGCCGUACGAGUUUGUAAUCAAUCAAUCGCAAUAGUGCAUUGGACCUGCCUGAGUCACUACUGGUAGCUAGCUAGCUGACAAUAAAUAAUUGCUGAAGAGGGUAAAGGUCUAUUGCAAAAGGGAACGUUAUUACAGUUAUAGUCUAUCAUACAGUAU